UGCCCUCGGCGGGCUGCGCAGAGCGCGAGGGCAAGUCGGGGACGGGCAUGCCGGGGGCCCCUCCGGCUGCAGCCGCCACUGGUGCGCGCCGCUGACGCGCGGAGAUGAAAUUCCCAGGCUUGGUGCUGGUGUUCGUGUUUCUGUUCGUGGCCGAGAUGACUAUAGCGCUCUACCUGAGUAGCACCUACCGCUCGGCCGGGGACCGCAUAUGGCAGGCGCUGACUUUGCUUUUCUCGCUGCUGCCCUGUGCGCUCGUGCAGCUCACGCUCCUUUUCGUGCACCGCGAUUUCAGCCGCGACCGGCCCCUCGUGCUGCUGCUGCACGUCCUGCAACUCGGGCCACUCUUCAGGUGUUUUGAAGUCUUCUGCAUCUAUUUUCAGUCAGGCCAUAUUGAAGAGCCUUAUGUCAGCAUCACCAGGAAGUGGCAGAUGCCCAAAAAUGGCCUCUCAGAGGAAAUUGAGAAGGAGGUGGGCCAGGCAGAGGGCAAGCUGUGUACCCACCGAUCUGCAUUCAACCGGGCAUCGGUGAUCCAGGCUUUCCUGGGCUCAGCCCCGCAACUGACCCUUCAGCUGUAUAUAAGCAUCUUGCAGCAGGACGUUACUGCCGAAAGAAGCGUCUUCAUGACUGUAUCCUUGUUGUCCAUUGUGUAUGGAGCCUUGUGCUGCAACAUCCUAGCCAUCAAGAUCAAGUAUGAUGAAUAUAAGGUCAAAGUGAAGCCUCUGGCCUAUGUCUGCAUCUUCCUCUGGAGGAGCUUUGAGAUUGCCACUCGAGUCGUGGUUCUGGUCCUCUUCACCUCUGUCCUGAAGGUCUGGGUGGUGGUCAUCGUACUCAUAAACUUCUUGAGCUUCUUCGUGUAUCCUUGGGUCCUCUUCUGGUGCAGUGGCUCCCCCUUCCCUGAGAACAUCGAGGAGGCUCUCAGUCGGGUAAGCACCACUGUUGUGUUAUGCUUCCUCACCUUACUCUAUGCUGGCAUCAACGUGUUCUGCUGGUCAGCUGUACAGCUGAAAAUCAACAACCCUGACCUCAUCAGCAAGUCCCAGAACUGGUACCAGCUGCUGGUGUACUACAUGCUGAGAUUCAUUGAGAAUGCCUUACUCCUCCUCAUGUGGUAUCUUUUCAAGACUGACAUCUAUAUGUAUGUGUGUACGCCCCUGUUGAUCCUGCAGCUGCUUAUUGGGUAUUGUGCAGCCGUUGUCUUCAUGCUUGUGUUCUAUGAAUUCUUCCACCCUUGCAAAAGGCUCUUUUCCACCAGUGUUUCUGAAGCCUUACAGGUAUGGCUCAGGCGUGUCUGCUGGGUCUGCAGGUGACGUAAAUCCCAGGAGUUGGCAGAAAAAUCAGACCUGAGGUCACCCAGAGACAGAGACAAGACACCUUCCAGUAGUAAAAUUAGUUCUAUGCCCAGCCAGAGUUUGAACCCCAGUGAGUUAUGCUCUGCUUAACAGAACCUGGGGUCUCUUGUGGCACAGGCAUCUUGUUUUCAGGGUUGAUUCCUGUUCUUCAUACAAGUAAUGAGCCCUGCACAGGUGAGCUUGUGAGCUGCUCCCUUUUAUAGAGCUCUUGGGUGUGUGAGAACCGUGAGGAGAAGCCAGAGAAGCUGAGUGUUGUAGGAGUUAGUGCACGGCACCACAACUCAUGAAUUACCAUGUUCUUUCAAGCAGUAUUUCAAGCAGUAUGGCAUUUUUCAUUGACAGAGUAACAUAGACUGUUUUCACUCUGCCAGACAUUAAUCCAUGAAGUCUAAAUUGGGCUGAUUAGAUCCAUCAGGUAGAAGAAGGAGAGGGGCUUUCUUGUUUUCAAGUUUCCUAGACUCUGGUCUGGGUAGCCUGACGAUUUAGCAUCCCUGAGCAUAGUUUUCACCAAAGAGCUAACCUGAUGAUCAGAGAAGGUUACUGAGGUUUUGCCAUCAGCACAGCAUCAUUCCUGUCAGAGUUUACAGGGAGGGCUGUUCAAGUGUGGUUUUUGAAUAGAUAGAUGACCCAUUUUCAUCUCAUCAGGGCCCUUUGCAUGUAACCAACUGUAACCACCUUGGCAUGCCAUCUCUGAGAUUCAAUUGAUCAAAGAGCCUUGAUUUGGAGACUUUAUUCCCCAGGAAACAUGGAUGCCAAAUUGAAUUCUCAUUUGGUUAUGGAAGCCCUAAAAUUUUAGGAAAGUUAUAUUAGAUAUAUUAAAAAAAUUCUGAAUUAGGAGGGUUGUUAAAAUGUCAAAAUAAUUCACAGAGGGAAGUUUAAAAUUUUUCCUUGGAGGAUUCUAUAAGCAGAAUUCUUACUUUCUCAGAAUGGUUAAAGAUGUGACUGUUAGAAAGAAGACUUAAACCUUCUCAAGGUUCAGGCCUGUCUUGCAAUUCUGGGAAAUUUCUCAUGGAACUGUCCAGAAUUUGUUUUCCUUGAAAAUCAGGAAAUAAAACUUAUGGUCUUCACUUCCCCCUUUCUUACCUGCCAGGAAAGUUUUCAAAAAGAGUUAUCUUGAUUGACUUAAGUUUUUUUCAGGAAAUCCCUACAGAAAUCUCUCACCUAUUGCAGGUAUAUAGGACAUUUUAAUUUUUAAUAAUUGAAGGAAAAGAUUUGUCUGCUCCUCUCCUCCCAGACCCAACGCCCCAGUUAGAGAAUGACUUCAGAAACUUUUUUAAAUCAUAGAAAGAGGUGAAAUAAAUGGAAAGUUUUUGUGUUUCCUUCAAUGCAUUUUCAUUUGGCAUGAUUAUGAGUUAUUUUGAACAAAAUCUCCAGUUUUAUCCUCCUACACCUUCCUAUCAUAUGUAUAAUUUCUCCUUGCAUCUGGAAUCCUAUUUUUUUUCAUUAAAGGGGAUAGUGUACCACAUCCUCAUUUGUCUUGGAAAAAUGUUUGGAUAGACUGCCAUUAUUUCUACAGUUAAAACCUUGACAGUGAAAUAUUUGAAAACAGUUGACCAUUAAUAUCACACUAUGAUUUAAAAAGAGGAUUGGAGCGAAAUCUGAAAAGUUUCCACUGGAGGCUCCAAUGAUAGGCUUUAUUAUUACCAGGAUGGAAUAGGGAUCUACUUCCCUGACUGUAUUAAAUCCCAAAACUUAUUUAUCUGGCCAUCUCACUUCUGGUAAUUUCCCCUUUUAUUCUUGUUAGUUUUGAAUUUAUAAGCAAGUUCAUACAUAUAAAUGAAAAUGCAAGUUGAUCAAUUUCCAUUACAUUCAGGGAUCAAUGAAGGAGUAAAUAUUAUUUUCCCAGGGCACACAUAUGGCUUAAUAUUUUUGUACAGUUCCAUAGAAAAGUAUCUAUAAGCUCCAAAGCCUGAAUUUUAUUUUUGUAUGUUUUUCCUUAUUUGAAAUUCACUUCAUCUGUCAAUAUUUGUGGUUUAGUUUUGUGGGGACAUCCAGGCAACAGAUAAUUUUUCGGUCUUUUUUCACCCAAUAAGAAUAAAACUCAGGAUUGCCUACAUUCUCCCUGUUCGCACAUUGUCAAUUACAUGCCCUAUUUUUAAUAGGUCUGAAAUAUCAGUGAAUGUGCAUAAUCAAAAGGAUACUUCAUUCAACUUAUGCUCUACACAAAAGUAUAUAUUCACAUAUGUGCAAAGAUACACACUUGUAAUGCACAAAAACACCCUUGAAACUAUGUAGCAACUAUGAAUAAAAUAAAGCUAAGAUGUUAGAUCAUCCUUGUUGGGUUGUUUCUUAAUUAACUAAAGGGUUUGAUAAUUAUUAGGAGAGGAGCUAAGUCAUCCCAAGUGUUUCUUUAUGUCAAACCAAUUAGCUGUGUUCAUUGACACCAGACAUUUUCAAGCUCUCUUAUGAGAAAGAUAUUCUUGCCUUGAAGCUUUACGAUGACUGAUGUAAGGGGUUAUGGUGCCCCUUCUCCACUUGAAAUGCAUUCAAUUCAUGCUCUGGGGGUGAGAAGUAGGGACAGCCACCCACCUGUCACUAACGAGGGUGGGCAUUGCAGAUGAAUCAGUGCUGGAUCCCUAAUGGCUGAAUUUUCUGGCCCAUCCUGUGCUCUAGCAGCCAGUCUGUCAGAGGAUAGGUGAAAAAUGCUGCCUUUGAGCAGGAAUUCUUGGUCAGAUUUAGACAGGAAUGGGGAGACUGGUUUUUCCCAGCUUCUGGUUCUUCCCAGCCUUGGUUUAGAAGCCUGUCUCAGGAGCCAUUACAAAAUCUGAACCUCCCAAUACAUUUUAAAUCACUUUAAUGCAGAAGAAAGAUGAGCAUCUUGAGUUACCCCAAACCAAACUAACAGUGAUGAUCUGUCAGAUUCCCAAAGCCCAAUCCAUACAUUUAUAACAACAGAAAGGUUUGGUAACUUAAUUGGAUAGUUUGUCAGUUUUAACCCUUGAUAUACAGUUACCCAAACUUUGGGGACAUGUAUCUCCAUUCACUUUGGGGGAGAAAAAAACACUGCUUUUUUUUCUGCAAAAAGUCAUGGUGAACUGAGGAUUUUUGUUUUAAAAUUUUUUAUAUUAUAACUCAGAAAUGGCAGAAUUACAGUUCAGACUGCAAAGCUGUGUUGUCCAAAAGACAAACAAACCAGCAAAUUCCCUCAUACAUUAGGAGUUAAAAUGUGUAUUUCUGUUAUAAUUCCAAUUAUUAAAAAUCUCUGUGCUUUGUCUAAUUAAUGACAUGCCAUAACUUGUCAAUACAGCUCUCCAACUAAAUCUCUGUCAUUUGGCUGGGUAGGAGUGAACUAUUUCCUCAAGAUAUAUUGAAAUAAAUACCGUAAAAAAUUUCUAGACUUUUUCAUUAGUGGUGACAAUCCAGUAUAGAGAUUGAUAUUUCCUUCUCCAGCCCUACAAGUUAUUUAAUUGCUCUAUGCCUCAGUUUCGUCACCCAACAUAUUUGGAUGAUAUACUUUCCCAGCUUCCCUCAUAGGUUGUUGGAAAGAUAACUAAUAGGUGUGAAAAUGCUUUGAAGAUAUUUUUAAGUGCCAUGCAUAUUUAAGAAGUUAUUACAGUUCUUCAAAUUCAUAAGCAGGUUACUAUAUUUAUUUUUUACUCUUAAAAAAGAAACUAGUAGUGUCAUCCACUUGAGUGUCUUGAGUGGAUACUUGGGCCUUUGGCCUUAUGGAAGAGCAAGAGUAAACUGUUUUAAUUUUUGGAGAGAACUCAGCAGUUGUGUCUUCUCUUACCACCAGUUAUUUCCAAAAGCUAAUGCCCAAACACACUGUAGUUGGAGGAAAAAGAUCCGCUGAAAUCAGAGAAAGUGCUUCUGAUGGCAAAUGAGUUUAUCAUGUUUGUAUUGUCUUGUGUAAAAGUGACACAGCAGUAUCUUUGGAUAAUUGUGCUUUGCCUCUUGAAUCCCUGGUCCUGCUAGACUUUAAAUGACUGGUUUUAAUCUUUUCUGCCUUGUAAAUGGGAAAAUAAAUGUUAAAAUUGAUUGUCAAUGCAGCAUUUCCUUGGAAACCACCUUAGGACAUUAGCACUAUGAUUAUGAGUGUGUGUGUCCAUUCUUCUCAGCCAAUAAAUUGUAGAUGUGAGUUUUACUGGCUGCUUCUCUGCAGUCAAUUGUCUCUAAUAAAUAUUGUUUAUGUUUCUUCA
Molecule: messenger RNA, 5488 nt
Organism: Choloepus didactylus (southern two-toed sloth)
Lineage: Eukaryota; Metazoa; Chordata; Mammalia; Pilosa; Megalonychidae
Gene: XK
Product: X-linked Kx blood group
Exons: 3
Cellular component (GO): membrane
Source: RefSeq, a predicted model, not a curated record